Laccaria bicolor S238N-H82 is the source of this 564-nucleotide messenger RNA. RefSeq lists its product as uncharacterized. The record is from RefSeq and is a predicted model, not a curated record. Bases 1 to 564 code for a protein of 187 amino acids. The transcript is spliced from 3 exons. NCBI's taxonomy places the organism in Eukaryota, Fungi, Basidiomycota, Agaricomycetes, Agaricales, Hydnangiaceae.
AUGGUUUUGAGGGUGAUCAUGAUGAACCUCAAGAAUCAAAAACGAGUAGGUGUUGGCCGAUACAGAAUUUUGGGACUAAACAGACACUAUCACGACAUCAUAAGACACAAAGCCCUCGGCAUGAAAGAGGAUCUCAUUCAAUACGCUGCCCAACUAGACCAAGCGUGUUAUGAAAACGCUAAUUGUCGAGUGACAGCGUGGGGGGCUGUGUUAACUGCACAUGUGUUAACCGCUCACCCAGACCUUAGAAUCAUACUGGUCUGGAUCUCUAUUGUGGAUCCACUUUCAUGUAACUCUCCGUUGAACAGCAAAGUCGACUACCGAUCGGCAGGCUGGGGGGCAGCAUUCAACGCUUACCUAGGUCAUAGAAAAGAGGAAGUCAUAACCAAUUAUGCUGCCCUAGUACAGGUGCGAGUUUGCAAGGACCCCAAGCAUCAAGUGGGAGCACGGGGGGCAGAUCCUGCCGUUUACCCCAUUCGCACAAUCGAUCAUGCCGCCCCAGUCUGGGCCCAUACGCAGAACGUGUUCACUAUUGGAUCAUUAUGUAAUCGCAGAGAAACAUGA